AUGUUGCGGUUUGCUAUUACCCCCAUCGCCUGGACGCUUGUUACGAGCGUCGGGGGGAUUGAAUGGCAGAAUGAGGUGAAUGUAUCGAUGUGCAAUUGGGCUCAAUUUCGAGCGAAUGUGAUCCGGGAUACGAUUUAUUUGGACGGCGGAGAAUUGUGGUGGCAGGUCGGCCUCUCCGACGGAAGUAACGCCAGCCCUCAAAACGACGGAGGCAUCGAUGGCGUUGUGUAUGAAUUCAACCUGGGCCAGCCCUUCAACCACUCGACCAAUGUCACGAGCUUGUUCAAGACCCUGUCCAAGACUGGCGGCCUUGCCACCAACAAUAUUGCUCCUAAUUAUGUUGACGGUGCAAUGUUUGCAAACGACAACGAGUUGAUCACCUUUGGCGGCCUCAUCGAUGCGACCAAUAGUUCAAACGCACCUGCGGGGGACACUAUCCUAGGGUACGAAGCAUAUCAAUAUGGUCCAGCCCGUCAAUCAUGGUCGCCUGGUUUUAUCAACAAACAAUUACCGACAAACAUUACUCGCUAUGUCUCGAACGGCGCCAGUGUCUCGGCUCCCAGUGAGAAUAUGGGAUACUAUUUCAGUGGGAUGCGAGGAACAGACUGGGGUCCAAUAUUGAACGACGCUGAAUCUGCAAACACUCCGUCAAAUCAUUUGAUUUCGGUGAAUAUGUCAGUAAUGAGACAAGAAACAUGGGCGAAUGACACGCUGCCGUCUUUCAUUCCUGCACGGGCAAAUGCAGAGAUUGCCUGGAUACCAGCAGGCGAAAACGGAGUGCUCGUUGCAAUUGGAGGAGUCAUAGAUCCGGUCUCACUGACUGCAGCCCAAGAGAUUAAUUCAUCACAGACUAAUGACAGCACUACAACUAGUCCAACGUUCAUGGAGAUAGUUUCGGUAUAUGACAUUGCCAACAAGAAAUGGUAUCAGCAAAACACGACAGGGGAUACCCCGCCCCAGUUGACUAUGUUCUGUUCCGUGGUUGCCCCAGCAAGAGACGAUUCAUCCUUCAAUAUAUACAUCUAUGGAGGAUAUGAUGGAAUUAACCAGAGCAGCAUACCGUCAGAUGAUGUGUACAUUUUGUCAGUACCACAGAUGGUAUGGACUCACGCUUAUACCGGACAGAGCAAUCAUGGUAGAAGUGGACAUAAAUGCUUCAUGGUGUAUCCGGAUCAAAUGAUGAUCCUAGGCGGAAUCUAUGCCAACAAUCCGAUUAUUUGUCUUCAAGCUGGAAUUGUAGAAGUGUUCAACUUGAACAAUUUGAAAUUCCAGGACUCAUAUGAUCCCCGAGUAUGGAGUGAAUAUAGGGUACCGGAUGCCGUCACAGCGAAAAUAGGCGGGAAUGGCAAUGGAAGUGCUACAGCCCAGGCACCAGCAACCUUGAGCGAUGUCUUUGCAACUGUGUACACAAAAACGAUCACAACAUAUUAUCCCUAUGCAUUGCAAUCCACGAACUCGACCAAUACAUCUAGUCCGUCACCCGGACCAACAGCCAUCACUAUCACCGGUGGUGGUGGUGGCCUUCCCACUUGGGUAGGGCCUGUAUUAGGUGUUGUACUCGGAUUGAUAGUUGUAGCAGCAGCUAUAAUUCUCUUCUUGAUUUGGCGAAGACGAAAGUCCGGGAGAAGUACAGGGGUAAGCGAGACACAAGCCAGUACAACUGGAAUCAGAGGAUUUGUGCUGCGAUGGUUGUACGGUACAGCAGCACAAGAUGGCAAAAGCCAACCAGAUCUGGUCGUUGCGGAUAUUGAUGGAGCCACUGUUGUGUCCUCGAAAACCCACGAGCGACACGUCUCGGAGGCAGGAAGUGUCGCAUUGCAUGAAAUUGACAAUAUUUCCACCCCUAUCUAUGAGAUGGGUCCCAAUGACCAAGGACUUCAAUGGCAUGAAACUCAUUGGUCUCAAGCUCAGCAAUCCCCACCACUUGUAUCUCCGAAUAUCGACGAAAUGAUGUACAGCAGUCACUCUCCUGUGAGACCAACUCGCCAAAACACACGACACACUAGUAAUAUGAGUACCGGAUAUCGAAGUGAUAUCUCGGAAAUCGGGUCAUCAGAUCCCGGACUGCCUACCCAUAAUAGGCAAUUGUCAGACAAUUCGGUCUCGGAUGCAGCAUCAGUGCGUGGUCCUCAGGACGGAAGCAACAUAGAAACGUCGAACAGAGAACAUACGUCUACAGCUCUCUCUGUAAUGAGUGGUCGGAUAACUACGGUACGAGAAGUUGAGGAGCACAACGCUACUGAGACUGCAGUCGGCCCAUUAGAUGAAGAGCUUGACGGGUUACAACAACAGAGCAAUCAUUUGACAGAGCUAGAGUAG
Molecule: messenger RNA, 2319 nt
Organism: Talaromyces marneffei
Lineage: Eukaryota; Fungi; Ascomycota; Eurotiomycetes; Eurotiales; Trichocomaceae
Exons: 8
Coding region: 1-2319 (772 amino acids)
Molecular function (GO): protein binding
Source: RefSeq, a predicted model, not a curated record